GAUUUUCUCGGCAUCCUCCCCGCGAUCGCGCCCCGGUAUCCCCGCUCGAGGGCGGUGCUUUGGCAGGCGCUGUCCUCACCCCAGCCAGGACCGAGGGCGGUGAGGAGCGCGGGUCGGAGGUGAGCGCGCGGGCCGGCAGCGCCAGGCGGGUGUCGCCGCACCAUGGCCAAGCACCACCCGGACCUCAUCUUCUGCCGCAAGCAGGCGGGCGUGGCAAUUGGAAGACUUUGUGAAAAAUUAACUCCAGACUUUUGUUGAUGUGGCACUGUGGGAGAAGCUUACACUGCUGCUUCUGUGUAGGUGAUGGCAAAUGUGUGAUCUGUGACUCCUACGUGCGGCCCUGCACUCUCGUGCGCAUAUGUGAUGAGUGUAACUAUGGCUCGUACCAAGGACGCUGUGUGAUCUGCGGGGGUCCAGGAGUGUCUGAUGCCUACUACUGCAAGGAGUGUACCAUCCAGGAAAAAGAUAGAGAUGGUUGCCCUAAGAUCGUCAACCUGGGCAGUUCCAAGACAGAUCUCUUCUAUGAAAGGAAAAAGUACGGCUUCAAGAAGAGGUGAUCCUAUCUGUAGGUGGCUACACCUUCUGUUGGGUUAGCAAGAGGGUCUUGGAACAUCUCUGGACUUUACUAUUAUGAAAAACCUGUUGGUAAUUUUUUGUUAAAGCAGGAAAAAUUCAGUAGUAUACUUGGGUUGGAGAAGUAACAGACUGAGUGCAAACUGAAACCUGAUCAGAACUAUCAGAAAGAGCAAAUGAGGGCUAGUUUCUCUUGCCUUUUCAGAAGCUCUGCUGGUAGCUGCCCCAGCUCCCUAUAAAAAUCCUGGUGGGCAAGUAUUUAGUCAUGAAGGAGACCAGCUCAGUAAAAAGUGAGUGCCAUUUCUGGUGUGGGGAAACACCUUGCCUUGUUCUUACCAGGUCACCUCUCUCAAUUGUUUGAAAUUGCCCUAUGCAUCAGUAUUGAAGAACAGAGCACCAAUCCCAUGUGUCUGCUCUGGCACCACCCUACCCCAUCCAGUAUAUUUCCAUGCUGCCCUGUUUUGUAAGGAACCCGCUCGUGGCUGGUGCCUUCCUAGGGAGAGCACAGCUGUUCCAUGUUUUCUUUGACAGAUUAAUCCAAGGCCCUUUCUUGUAACCAUUUCUGUAGGAUGCAUACCAAUAAAGCUUCUUGGUUGGUUUUUUUU
Falco peregrinus (peregrine falcon) is the source of this 1178-nucleotide messenger RNA. RefSeq names its product PHD finger protein 5A (gene PHF5A). The record is from RefSeq and is a predicted model, not a curated record. The transcript is spliced from 5 exons. NCBI's taxonomy places the organism in Eukaryota, Metazoa, Chordata, Aves, Falconiformes, Falconidae. The coding region runs from base 258 to 557 and encodes 99 amino acids. Gene Ontology annotation, cellular component: precatalytic spliceosome; U12-type spliceosomal complex; U2 snRNP. Gene Ontology annotation, biological process: mRNA splicing, via spliceosome.